CGGACGUUUGUCAGGAUGUCGGCUGGUUCAGUGUAGAUGAGCCCAGUUGGAUCCCGGCUGCCGCUGCACUCGAGCUGCCUGCUGACCCCUGCAUGGCCAAGGAUGCAUCAGAGUUUCUCACCUCCCUCGGUAAAUCAGUUUCCUCCCUCGCGCCCUCUUUGUUCUUCUACCAGCGCUUUAGCUGCAAAACUGAAUUCCUGUCCUACCUGAUACUGUGUGUGGUCAAAAUGCCGUUCAUACCACCCGUGUCAAUCGCUCGCUCGGUGUCAGGACUGACGGGGAAGGAGAGAACCAUCAACCGCUCCUCAUCUUCACCCGCUGUGGCCAAGGUAGGGGAGUCUAAAGAAGACAAGGGCAGCUCAGUGAAGGAGCGGCUGACGCUGAACCUCAAACAGCUGGGCAAGAAGAGCCAACCCAGGAGUCACCUGCCAACCGCCACUAAAGGAGUGUCAAAGAGAAGAGACAGACUGGUGCCCUCAUCCCAGACAGACAGCGCCCCGGCCUCCAGCUCAGGUGAGUCCCUGUCCAAGACUCAGAGGCAGAAACCUGUGAUCCAGAGCUCUGUGAGGAGAGAACCAGAGGUGAAGACGAGGCCCAGGCACGAGGAGGAGGCCCGUUUCACCCUGAUGCUCACCCCUGAGGCUGUUCUCCUGCUGCAGAGGAGGAGCGGUGAGAGGCCUCAACGUCCAGCAGUGAGAAACGCUGAGAGUGUGGCCGGCGUUUCCGGAAGCGCCACCGAUUUCCGACGCCGGAGGGAGAACGUCUCCAAAAGGAAUCAGACGCCUGCGCAGAGACACAGCACUCCAACCAGCAGGGCACCCGGGAAGAACAACAGCGGGGACGAGCUGCGAGACAUCAGCUCCAUUUUGAAGAUCUCACUUCUGAACGAGCAGCACAAGUACGACGACGUGGAGUACGAGGACGAGGGGGACUACGGUGUGGACGAGCGGGUGGUGCUGAAAUGUACUGAGUGGCUCCGUGGGCUGGAGAACACUCCGGUGACUGUGGGGAACAGCCUGAGUAAGAGUGUGAGCGGCGUGAAAAGCUUCUAAAGGUGAAGAGAUGAGACUCAGGCUUCUAUUUCUGUGUUUGACAGGUGUUCACUUGAUUUCAGGUGGAUUACAUAUAGUUUUUUUUUUUUUACAUAUAGCUUUUAAGUUAUUUGCAGAACAGAGGUUUUUGCACUUCAGAGUCGAAAUGACCACGUGGCUGCAAGUAAAAUGUAUCCAACACUGAUCUGUGCUCAUUCUCUAACAAGGUGAUUGGUGCAUAUGUUUGUUAAAUCACUGUAAAAAGAAAAGUAGCUUUCCAACUUAAAAUAAUACUUCAGCUGCUAACACACAUUAAGUUAGCAAU
This is a messenger RNA of Platichthys flesus (European flounder), 1356 nucleotides long. RefSeq lists its product as uncharacterized. The transcript has a single exon. The record is from RefSeq and is a predicted model, not a curated record. The coding region runs from base 93 to 1052 and encodes 319 amino acids. NCBI's taxonomy places the organism in Eukaryota, Metazoa, Chordata, Actinopteri, Pleuronectiformes, Pleuronectidae.